CCCAUCUCACUCAAAGCUUCUCUCUCCCUGCUUGUCUUUAAUUUCCUCAGCAAGCCAAACGUGAACCCCUUCCUUUUUAUAUGCAUCACACAAGCAAGCACAAGCAUUCCUUUACUCCUCUCGCUUUGCUGUCUUGUCCUGCCGCUCUCUGUCAUUACUGUCCCAAAUGGGGCUUCUCUUUUACGUUUUCUUCUCUUUGUUUUUCGCUUCACCACCUGUUUCCUGCUCUCGAAUUCUAACACCACAUCCUUCCGAAACGACAGUCCUUGAUGUCGCCGCCUCCAUUCAAAGAACGAAAAACAUUUUCUCUUCUGGCCCUAAAAUGUCACCGUUUAACCAGCAAGAGAAAGAAACUACCUCGUCAGAACUUACAGUAGAGCUGCUUUCUAGAACUUCCAUUCAAAAAACCACGCACACUGGCUACAAGUCGCUAACCUUAUCUCGCCUCCAGCGUGACUCUGCCCGAGUCAAAUCUCUCGUGACUCGUUUAGAUCUAGCCAUCAAUUCCAUUUCCUCGUCAGAUCUUAAACCACUUGAGACUGAUUCAGAAUUCAAACCUGAGGAUCUACAGAGCCCGAUUAUAUCUGGCACGAGUCAAGGAAGUGGUGAGUACUUCUCCCGAGUUGGAAUCGGAAAACCACCAAGUCAAGCUUAUUUAAUACUCGACACUGGUAGUGACGUUAACUGGGUACAAUGCGCACCCUGCGCUGAUUGUUAUCAGCAAGCGGACCCCAUCUUUGAGCCGGCUUCAUCGGCUUCCUUCUCAACUCUAUCUUGCAACACCAGGCAAUGCAGGUCCCUCGACGUAUCAGAAUGCCGGAAUGACACGUGUCUCUACGAGGUUUCGUAUGGGGACGGGUCUUACACCGUUGGUGAUUUUGUUACUGAGACUAUUACUCUUGGCUCAGCCCCAGUUGAUAACGUGGCUAUCGGCUGUGGACAUAAUAAUGAAGGAUUGUUCGUAGGAGCCGCUGGCUUGCUAGGGCUCGGCGGCGGCUCGUUGUCCUUCCCUUCUCAGAUCAAUGCGACGUCAUUUUCUUAUUGCCUCGUGGAUCGUGAUUCUGAGUCUGCUUCAACUCUCGAGUUCAACUCAACUCUCCCUCCUAACGCUGUCUCUGCUCCGUUGCUCCGGAACCACCAUCUUGAUACCUUUUAUUACGUUGGAUUAACGGGACUGAGUGUAGGUGGGGAGUUGGUUUCGAUUCCUGAAUCGGCGUUUCAAAUUGAUGAGUCGGGAAAUGGAGGGGUAAUUGUUGACUCGGGAACGGCCAUUACUCGGUUGCAAACGGACGUUUACAACUCUCUGCGUGAUGCCUUUGUAAAGAGAACGAGGGACUUGCCGUCGACUAAUGGGAUAGCGUUGUUUGACACGUGUUAUGAUUUGUCUUCUAAAGGGAACGUGGAGGUGCCGACGGUGUCUUUUCAUUUUCCUGAUGGAAAGGAGUUACCGUUACCGGCGAAAAACUACUUGGUUCCGCUAGACUCGGAAGGAACGUUUUGUUUUGCUUUUGCACCAACGGCUUCGUCUUUGUCAAUUAUUGGGAACGUGCAGCAGCAGGGGACACGUGUCGUUUAUGAUCUGGUUAACCAUCUAGUUGGGUUCGUGCCUAAUAAAUGCUAGUUUUUUUAACAGCUAGAGAAGUUUGAAACUUGAAGGAAGAAGGUCAUGGACAAUGUCAGUGUUGACUAAUGUUUAUGGUUGAGGUUUUUUUCUUACUGUUUCAGUUAACCCGUGGUAAGUGUUCAAGAGGGGGUUUUACCGCUUUGGAGAGAUGGGAAAGCUUCAUAAGGUACAAAAAAAGUGAUAUAGAGUGAGAGGAUGUUAAUUAAUGACCAAUGGGUGACCGUUGCCCUCUUGUCAUUUUGUGUUAUUUGAAAGAAUCAUGCAAUGAGGAGAUAUAUAGUAUUAAUUUAGUGUUUUUUUCGUGA
Molecule: messenger RNA, 1929 nt
Organism: Populus trichocarpa (black cottonwood)
Lineage: Eukaryota; Viridiplantae; Streptophyta; Magnoliopsida; Malpighiales; Salicaceae
Product: protein ASPARTIC PROTEASE IN GUARD CELL 1
Exons: 1
Coding region: 167-1621 (484 amino acids)
Biological process (GO): proteolysis
Molecular function (GO): aspartic-type endopeptidase activity
Source: RefSeq, a predicted model, not a curated record